UUUAAACCGUCAUCCGCCGCGUUACCGCUUCUUUUGAACAGAGCGGUUCCGCCGACAGCGAAAUACAACUUCAAAAAGCAAAAAAUGUAUUAGUUAGUUCGAAUUAAAGUUAAUUUCACGGAUCAAAAGAAAUUUAAUGCCAACGGCAACAAUUUAUAAGUUUUUUGGUUGUUUUCCGCCUUUUUCGUUUUCGUUGUGUGUUUGCGUAGCGUCGCUUGGCGUUUUUCCGUUCGUGUGCGUGUACGUGUGUGUAUAUGUGAUAGUUUUUGAGUCAAUAAAUUAUUACUAAAUAAAAGAAAAGCAAAUAACAAACUGCGAAAUUGUUAUUGCAGUCGCCCCAACAACAAGUCAAUUAACCAGCAAGUGGAGUAACCAAGGCAGCAGUUAAACAGCAAAAAGUGAAACCUAUACUAAAAGUGUGACACGCAGAAAAAAGUGAAGUGCAGAAACCACCCAACGAACGCACGCGAGGCUGUUCCCGGGUCUAUCCCCAUUUCCUUGCUAAUUAGUGCGCCGCCACACAGAAGUCACGUGACAAAUGGGGGGCAAACGAUAGAGUGAAAAUAUCCAUACACGCAACAUAAGCAGAAGAAGAACCUUCCUUCCGCCAUGUCGCUGCGCAGCAACAAGUUGCAGAGCCAGCAAUCGACGGCUAGUAAUGGGAGUGGCAACAGCAGUGGGAGUGGCAGUGGCACGGGGCAACAGUUGCAACAUCCGCCCAUGGCCUACCAGCAGCAACAACAACAAUUGCUCGCCCAGCUGCAGCAGCAGCACAAAUUCCAGGCCCAGGCUCAGGCACAGGCCCAUGGGAAGUACGGCGCCUCCCCCUCACAGUUGGGAAGCAACACAAGUCGCAACAAUUUGGCCACACUGGUGGCGGCCAUCAAUGGAUCGCACGAUCCAACGGCAGGAUCGCCGGGCGGUGGAGUCGGCUAUCAAUUGUCGCCGGCGGCCGCCUCACGGGUGGCCCAUGCACCGCCACACUCGCCACUGGGUCCGCCCUCGUACAGUGCCGCCACCGCCCAGUCGGCCUUCACCUACUACGGCCAGCAUCCGUCGUCCCAGCAUCAGAUGCACCACUCCAACUACCAUCCCCAGCAACAACAGCAGCAGCAGCAACAGCAGUCGCUGCCACCGCCCGAUCUCACGGAUGGCAUCGAUCUACCCGGAUCCCAUGGAACGCCACCGGAUUCGCCCAAUGCCGCAGCUGCAGCGGAGCUCGAGCAGCAGCUGUGCGUCGUGGCCAAGAUGCAAAAGUCGGUGACCAUCACGGUGACGCCGCAGCGCAGCAACUCCAUGGAUUUCCUCAACUUUGAGGAGAAGCGCCAGCUGAUCGCCUCAUCGCUCUCCCUCUCCGACAUUCUGCACAGCAACAGUGGAGCCAAUCAGCAGCCUAAGGAGGCAGCGGUCGCUGGUAUGGCGAUCAAUGGGAGUCAGUGUGCUAAGAAACAGAAUGGAGCUGCCAUACGCACAAACAGCCUCGGUUCGGGCACACGCACUCCGCCCCUCGAGCGUAAGAGCAAAUUGAGCGCCCUGGGACGCUUCUUCAAGCCCUGGAAGUGGCGACGGAAAAAGAAGAGCGAAAAGUUUGAAGCUGCCUCCAAAUCUUUGGAGCGCAAGAUUUCUGUACGUGCCAAUCGGGAUGAGCUGGUGCAAAAGGGCAUACUGCUGCCGGAGAGUCCGCUGGGGAAUAUCCCCGAACCGGGCGAGGAGUCGUACUACAACAAUGGAGGAGGAGGUGCAGCCACCGCCAAUGGCUCUUUACUCAGCUCAGCCGUCCACAAUAAUUCCAUGAAUCAGGCCAAUAAUUCCAUAAAUGCCACCACCUAUGGCACGGCAGGGAAUUCCCUCAUUUCCGCCAGCCAGCAGCAGCAGCAGCAGCAGCAGCAGCAGUUGCAACAACAGCAACAGCAGCAUGGUCUUCCCAAUUCGAUUUCCGUGCAACAGUUCAACGGAGGAGCCGGCGGUCAGCCACAGAAUUCCAUGGCCAAUGGCUGCCUCAUUGGUGGAGGAGGUGGAGGACAACGAGGAGCAGAAGGGGACGGCUCGUCGGACACAUCCUCAUUGAGUGGCGGUGUGCCCCAUUCGCAGUCGGCGCCACAACAAUUGGGCGUGGGCCAGCAGCCGCCGCCGCCAUUGACACCGCUGGCGCAGCAUCAUCAGGCGCUGGCACAGCAGCUGCAGCAGCGAUUCGCCAUCAGCAAUAAUAAUGAACCAAGAAAAGACAAGACUGAUGCACAACAACAACAGCAACAUGGUGGCAACGGCACAAUAUCCACGCCCAACAUCGAGCAGCCGCAAUGUCAGGGUUCCAUGCUACCGCCACCAGGCGGCGGUGGCGGAGGUGGCCAUCACCAGGUGGAUGGAAAAAUGGAGAGACCCAAUACACUGGGCGGCGCCAAUAAGCUGACCCGACGAGGGGUCAACAUUUGCUACCACAACGAGCACAUGUAUGGCGACGAUGGCGGCAAGAUGGUUGGCGGUCCACCGGGCAGCACACCACCGCCGUAUGCGGGCGGUAAGCUGCCGCCGGGUGUGAUGCUCAGCGAGCUGCCAGAGCCACCGAUACCGUUGUCGGAGAUCGGACCGAUCCCACCGCCGCCAAUGUUCUCCACGCCGAGCCCCACGCUCAUCGCUGGACGACCGCACGGGCCAGGCGCCAUACACGAUCAGGACUACCAGCAGGACUAUGACUAUGAUGAUCACGAUCCCGAUCAGGAUGAACUCGAUUCGGAUGAUGAGUAUGCCCCGUAUGGUGGCGGCAAUCAUGUCCGCAUGAUGGACACCCAACGCGUUGAGGAAAUUCCAGCCAAAGAGCCAAAGCCAAAUGCAGUUCCUCUCAAGUCGGCGCUCAAGAAGAAGGGCGGUGCCCUGCCUGCCUCCGCCUCUACGCCUGUGACACCCACCCAGGAGCAUCACCAUGGGGGCGGCGGACAAGGCCAGAGUGCAGCCACAGCUGCAGCCAUAUCCAAUAGCAAUGGAGGCAUUGGCUCCAUGGCAGCAGCCGCUGCAGCAGCGGCGCAACAACAAUCGGCCAAUCAGCGGCCGCUGGUGGUGCGACAAGAUGCGGCAGGGAAUAAUUAUUCGCUCAAGCCAAUACUACGACCACGGAUUAGAAUAUGCAGGCAGCAAAUGUUCAACAUCCAGUUGCCGUGCACCGUGGAGAACAAGGAGAACACUCGGCCCUCACAUGUGAUACGGGAGAGCAGCAGCGACAGCGACGAGAGCGAUGGUCAUAUCGUGUAUCGUGAUGACGACAAUGAUAAUGUCCGUUUGGCCAAGCUGGCACGCAAGGAGUCGCUGUCCUUGAAGCUGCAACUGCGACCGGAUAAGCAGGAUCUGAUCAAUCGCAACAUCCUGCACCAGGUCACCGACAACGAGAUCAAAGAGUCCAAGGAGGCGAUCGGAGCGCGUCUCAUACGACGGCUCUCGAUGCGGCCCACCGCCGAAGAGCUGGUCGAGCGUAAUAUCUUGAAAACUCAAUCACCCGCCGAGGAGAAGAAACAAAAGGAGGAGAAGAAGUCGUAUCUGCUGCGGAAGCUCAGUUUUCGGCCCACCGUGGAGGAGCUCAAGGAGAAGAAGAUCAUUCGGUUCAAUGACUACAUCGAGGUGACGCAGGCCCACGACUAUGAUCGCCGUGCGGAUAAGCCAUGGACAAGACUGACGCCAAAGGACAAGGCCGCCAUACGCAAGGAGCUGAACGAGUUCAAGUCCUCCGAAAUGGCCGUCCACGAGGGCAGUCGGCAUUUGACGAGAUUCCAUAGGCCAUGACGAUUGCAAUGGCAGCAACUUUCCAGCAAAUUGCAACAGAAGCAACCCAAGAAGAAGCAACAAUUGUAUUUUAUGCAACAUCAAAUUGUCAGCAAAUAUUUAAAGGCAACAAAUUAAGAGAGACACAGAGAGCAGAAAACAGUUUUCUUCCCACAUAGAAAAUUCAAAUAAAAUAAACAAAAAAAAAAGAGAGGAAAGGGAAACGAUAAAGCAGAGUGAAAGAAAAGUCCACAUUCAAGAACAUAAUUUAGGUUUUGUGAGAGAGCGGCGAGAGAGUUCCGCUCUCCGUUUUCUAAUUCUAAGUUCUUUAUGUUUUUGUUCCACCUAUUUCUCUAUUUGUUAAUUAUAUUAAUUGUAAAUAAACACCUUCAUUCGAUAUUCAAGCCAAUUUGUCAAGAAAAAACGUUAAUCAAAAUACCGAUACGUCGAUUCGUUGUGUAGAAAAAUGUUAAGUCGCUUUUGUCAGUGCCCAACCAUCGCGCUGAAGGCACAUUAUGUAUUAUAUUAUAUAAAAGAGAAAGAAAAACACACACAAAAAGAUAUUAAAUGUAAAAGUUAGAGUCCCAAAAAAUGAUACGAUGGCUGAGAGAGAGAGAUAAAAUUCACUAAAGUUUAGGCCUUAAUUUACAAUUACUGUUGCUUUCCAUACAUUUUUAAACAAAACUUUGAUUUAAGCCACACACAAAACAAGAAAAAACAAAAAAUAAGAAGAUUAAAGAUAACCCAGAAAUGAGAGCUCUAAAAUUCUAAAACCAUUAAUUUUUAAACAACAAAACUAUGAUUAUUAAUUAUUGUAAAAAGCUUAAACUUAAACAAAACGA
Drosophila subobscura is the source of this 4592-nucleotide messenger RNA. Its product is annotated as phosphatase and actin regulator 4. Gene Ontology annotation, molecular function: actin binding. Gene Ontology annotation, biological process: actin cytoskeleton organization. NCBI's taxonomy places the organism in Eukaryota, Metazoa, Arthropoda, Insecta, Diptera, Drosophilidae. The record is from RefSeq and is a predicted model, not a curated record.